Molecule: messenger RNA, 342 nt
Organism: Wallemia ichthyophaga EXF-994
Lineage: Eukaryota; Fungi; Basidiomycota; Wallemiomycetes; Wallemiales; Wallemiaceae
Exons: 2
Coding region: 1-342 (113 amino acids)
Source: RefSeq, a predicted model, not a curated record
AUGGUGAGAAUAAGCGCAGUUUAUUAUGUUGCUGAUGACGUUCUCAAGUGGAUCAACGUUGUGUUUGACGUUUUGGUGGGACUAGUGCCCUGGGUCGGAGCCUUUUUUGACUUCUUGUUUAAAGCCAACCUCCGCAAUCUUAAUUUGGUAGAACAAUGGCUCUUAUCUAGUGAUUCUUCAGCUCACCAGCACAGAAUAGUACUUAUGCCUAAAGAGAGAUUUCUGCCUAAAAGAUCACCUCCAGAUGCACACAUAGUCAGCGAUAAUCCUCCUAGUCGAACAUACCGACGCGAAUUCAUAGACCUUAAUGAAGACGAAAGAGAUUACGAUGAUUUAGAUUAA